Molecule: messenger RNA, 487 nt
Organism: Acaulospora colombiana
Lineage: Eukaryota; Fungi; Glomeromycota; Glomeromycetes; Diversisporales; Acaulosporaceae
Source: the annotation of a GenBank genome assembly
AUUCCAAGUCUUUAGAGACACUAAACAAAAUUUACUGACCAUCAAACAGAUUUUAAACUGGACACUAAUGAAGAAAGCGUACCAUCAAAAAGGUGAUAAAGAAUACCUUGAACUAUGUCCUACACCUUUCAUGAAAUGGAGUUCAAAGUCCCCUGUAUGCAACAAAGAUCAUUCCAGUUCUCAAGCAACAACUGCAACACAUGUCACAGGUCAUACCAACCCUUAUACACUAAAUGUAACAUAUGAAAUAGAUCACACCAGUCCACCCAAGUACCAUGCUAGUUCUGAUAGCAUAUGCCCUGCACCACAAUUAUCCACAAGUGAAGCAAUCACAUCAUCGUUUAUAGGUACAAACAGUACAAAUACAGAAGUGGAUAACAAUUUUACUCCACUCCAAUCAAAUUCAUCCCAAUUUCAGUUGAUAUCCUCAUGGGCAGACAAAGCAAUUGAAGAAGCUGAAACUGACCUUCAUUCCCCUCAACUAUAA